Castor canadensis (American beaver) is the source of this 6423-nucleotide messenger RNA. It is a transcript of the gene Uhmk1, whose product is annotated as U2AF homology motif kinase 1. Gene Ontology annotation, biological process: regulation of protein export from nucleus; positive regulation of translational initiation; peptidyl-serine phosphorylation. The record is from RefSeq and is a predicted model, not a curated record. Gene Ontology annotation, molecular function: protein serine/threonine kinase activity; ATP binding; RNA binding. Gene Ontology annotation, cellular component: neuronal ribonucleoprotein granule; nucleus. NCBI's taxonomy places the organism in Eukaryota, Metazoa, Chordata, Mammalia, Rodentia, Castoridae.
GGGCCCCUCCCUGCGGAGCCGCUGGUCCGGCGGGCGGGGAUGUGACGGCGGGCCUUGCGGCCUGCCUCGGGCGUCGGUCGCGUCAGCUCCCGCGUCAGUGCCCUCAGCCUUCACCGAUGGCGGGAUCCGGCUGUGCGUGGGGCGCCGAGCCGCCGCGGUUUCUGGAGGCCUUCGGGCGGCUGUGGCAGGUACAGAGCCGCCUGGGCAGCGGCUCCUCGGCUUCGGUGUACCGGGUGCGCUGCUGCGACCCCGGCUCGCCCCCCGGCGCCCUCAAGCAGUUCUUGCCUCAAGGAACCACCGGGGCUGCGGCCUCGGCCGCGGAGUACGGGUUCCGCAAAGAGAGGGCGGCUCUGGAGCAGUUGCAGGGUCACAGGAACAUCGUGACUUUAUAUGGAGUCUUUACAAUCCACUUCUCUCCAAAUGUGCCAUCACGCUGUCUGUUGCUUGAACUACUGGAUGUCAGUGUUUCGGAAUUGCUUUUAUAUUCCACUCAUCAGGGUUGUUCCAUGUGGAUGAUACAGCAUUGUGCCAGAGAUGUUCUGGAGGCCCUGGCUUUUCUUCAUCAGGAAGGUUAUGUCCAUGCAGACCUCAAACCACGAAACAUUUUAUGGAGUGCAGAGAAUGAAUGUUUUAAACUUAUUGACUUUGGACUUAGUUUCAAAGAAGGCAAUCAGGAUGUAAAGUAUAUUCAGACAGACGGGUAUCGGGCUCCAGAAGCAGAACUGCAAAAUUGCUUGGCCCAAGCUGGCCUGCAGAGUGAUACAGAAUGUACCUCAGCUGUUGAUCUGUGGAGCCUAGGGAUCAUUUUACUGGAAAUGUUCUCAGGAAUGAAACUGAAACAUACAGUCAGAUCUCAGGAAUGGAAGGCAAACAGUUCUGCUAUUAUUGAUCAUAUAUUUGCCAGUAAAGCAGUGGUGAAUGCCGCGAUUCCAGCCUAUCACCUAAGAGACCUUAUCAAAAGCAUGCUUCAUGAUGAUCCAAGCAGAAGGAUUCCUGCUGAAAUGGCAUUGUGCAGCCCAUUCUUUAGCAUUCCUUUUGCCCCUCAUAUUGAAGAUCUGGUAAUGCUUCCUACUCCAGUGCUAAGACUCCUAAAUGUGCUGGACGAUGAUUAUCUUGAGAAUGAAGAGGAAUAUGAAGAUGUUGUGGAAGAUGUAAAAGAGGAGUGUCAGAAAUAUGGACCAGUGGUAUCUCUGCUUGUUCCAAAGGAAAAUCCUGGCAGAGGACAAGUCUUCGUUGAGUAUGCAAAUGCUGGUGAUUCCAAAGCUGCUCAGAAAUUACUGACUGGAAGGAUGUUUGAUGGGAAGUUUGUUGUGGCUACAUUCUACCCGCUGAGUGCCUACAAGAGGGGAUAUCUGUAUCAAACCUUGCUUUAAUCAGUAACCUAAGGACUUUUCUGUUUCUCCUCUUCCACUUUCUGGAUUAUUAUAUUCCACAUCUGAAUGCAGGAGUACCUCUUUACCAUUUUAAGGGGUUCUUUGUAAAUUUAAUUUAAUCCUACUAAUGUGCAGUCAUUGCCCAAGCAGUGACUGUAUUGCAUACAUUUGGCACUGAGUAGGACAAGGCCUCUCAGCUAUACAUUGAGAGGUUUUAGAGCAUCCAUGUGGGCAACCUUUUUUUGUGCAGUAGCAGGUGCUGCUCUUCAGUCUGUAACCUAAAAAGAUACUAUUUUAUGUGAUCAUGAAGCAAGGAUGAAUAAUGUCAUAGUGAAUAUUAACAAAUUUGUUAGGAUUGGUGACAGACAUCACUUACAGAUUAUUCCUUUAUGUUGUCAGGUGGUUCUUGUUGAUACCCAUAGCUGGCACUGGAUGCUCUCAAUAAUGUUAAGUAAUUGUCAAGCAGCAGUUACCUACCAUGUUCCUAAUACUGAGUUGUGAAUUUUUUAAAGGAGUACUGUAGUACUUAGUAUUCCUUUAAAGAAACUGCAGUGAGCCUAUCACCAUUUUUUUUAUUAUUAAGGCUUUUUAAAUAGAAAGCUGAUGCUUGAUCUUGCACAAUUUUUAUGUCUAGUAUGUAUGCUUGAGUGGGUGUGCAGGUGCGAAAGAGUAAAUCUGAGUCAGUGUACUUUAUAGUGUGAGUCUUGUGAGCUAAUACAGUCUAUACCCAUCUCUUCCCUACCUGUUUCAUAUCUGUAAGAUUUAGAAUGUAGGUUUUUUUGAGAGUUGGUCUGACUGAUAGAAUGUAAAUGACAAAACAGUUCAUCCCUGAGAGGCUCAGAACAAACUGGAAUCUAGACCAGGGUUACAUUGAAACUUUCCAAGUAAUUGGGAACAAAGAGAAAGUUUUGAUGUAUGUAAAUUUACCCAUCCUUCAGUCUACUUUUGGCCCUGGAUUGGCUCAUCUUUUUUCGUGGUGAAUCUUCUACAAUUGUAAGAUCUCUCAAGAUGUGGUCCUCCCUACUAUAUGAAAAACUAAAGUGGAUCAAAAAAAACCCAAAAAAGGAGUUAGAUGUUCAUUGAAGAAACAGGGAAAGAGAAGGUAAUAAUCAAGGAUCCUUUUUUAAUUCGAUUCUGUCUCUAAUCCACCUCCUUAGUACCCUGCGCUCCCUUCCGCACUGUUCUCUGUCCUUAACUGAAGAGAAGCCAGAGGAACAGCUUUUGACUGUAAGGAAGUAAAAAAAGGUGUAGAUAUAAUAAGGUGGUAGUAGAAAGGAAGAAAUGCUAAAUUCUUGAAAGGAUUCAUAGCAAUCCUAAUGUAUUCCUGAGUAGAUGAUGUCAGCAUGUUUGAGUUUGUGGACACAGGUUUUAAUCAACCUGAUUAAAUGGUUUUAAAAAUUAUAGUUAUGGAUUCUUCUCAAUUUAUGAUAGAUUGCCUUUAAAGGUAUAAAAAAAUUAGGAAACCUAUAUAAAGCAGUAAUUAUACAAAAAAAGACAUUGUAUACAGGUGACAAUAUUUUUUCUAUUUCCUUACCUGAAUGAAAAUUUUUAUUUAUUAAUUUUUUUCCUAAGGAAAAAGUUUUUUAUAUCAUUCCCUGCUGGAAGCCUCCUUGUGUAGUCUUCCCUGUGUGUGCCAUGCAAGUUAUUGAGAGAUCAAUUAGAAUUUGCAUUUUAGAUGGUUAAUUGUUUUACCCUGUUCAAAUAGUGUUUUAUUUAGUUAUUAUAGCAAUCAAGUUAUUCAAGACUCUCCCUUAAUAUAUAUCAUGAAGUGAAAUUUGGUAUAAGGAAGCUGAAUUAUGAAUUACCAAAGGGUCUUGUAGCAUGGUCUUCAGAACGUGCCCUUAGAAAGAACUAUUAUUUUUCAUUUUGGCCCUUUUAGGAGUUGAUUCGUUGGUUUGUUUUCAAGUCAGAAUUGGAAUAGAACCAGUACUGUGAAGACCUAAGCUUUUCUAAAACAAAUACCUACACUGAUAGCCACUUCUGUGGUAAUCAGAAACAGAUAUUUACAUAUCUAAUGAUGAACAUACAGUACAAAUUUUUUUAUCUUAAUUUUUUUGAGGUACUGGAGUUUUAACUCAGGGCCUUAUACUUGCUAGGCAGGCAUUCUACUACUUGAGUCAUGCCUUCUGCCAAAUUAAUUCUUUGUAAGGGCAAGUAUUCUAGGUUAGUACAUGUACCUCUUUCCCCCACCCCUAAAAAAAGAGAGAAAAAAAUCCUUGCAAAUAAGCUGCAAAUAGGCUUUUAAGCUUAGUCUUGCAGUAUGCUGCUAACAUGAUGCUGCACUUCACAGCAUUCUUUGAUCAUCAUCUUAUUAUGGAUGUGUUCAUACAUGUAUGUAGUGUUUAACACUGUAGAAUUAUAUUACAGAAGAUGCUAACUAGAUUUUAAGGAAGCUGUGGGAAUAAUUGAUGAGCCUAAGUAAUCAUGCAUUGAAUUGAAUAUUUUAUAUAAAAGUCACAGAAUUGAAAAAAGAUCCCUAUGAUUAUUUAAAUCACAUUUUAUAACUCUUAGCCCAUUCUACCAAAGAUGACAUUUGCAGAUCCUCCCUCCCUCCUCUGAUAAUAUCAGAAGUUUAAUUAAUCUUAAUAUCUUUCUUAAACUGGAACCAAAUAUUAUUGUAAAAAAUGCAGUUUCCAUGGUUCUUUUAGGGUGAAAUGUAUACAGAAGAAUUUUGAUUCCUUGAAGUUAUUGAAAACUUAGAAGUUUUCUUAUUGAGAGGUGAAGGUUCAUAUCACUUAAUCCCUAACCUUUGGGGCAAAUCUUAUCUCAGGUAGUUUUUCUUUCCCUAAAUGAAUACCUGUGCUUCCUUCCCUCUUCCCUCCCAGUUUCUUCCGUCUUGUUCCAUGGUAUUGCCAUGGCACAUUUUGCCCCAGAAAAUAAGCAUAUAAAGUGAUUAUUCUAUAGGAAACUUGGGUUCUUUAGAAACAUAAUUGGAGGAAAUGACUAGCUAGUACUAUCAAAACUAUAAUGCUGUGUUUAGAGAAGAACAAAUAAAGUUAGACAUGUCAUUGAGAGACAGCACUAGCUAAAAGUAUUGGCUGCAUUUUAAAAGAAUUAAAAAAAUUGUCCUUUUGCAUUAAGUGAUCUAUAUACUACUGGAUGUCUUCCUUGUUUUCUGACCAUCAAUAGAGCAGCUCUCCUUAGAGAAAUUCCUUCCAAUACCUUGAGCCAAAACUGGCUGCUUUUAGAAGAAAAACUAUAAAAACAGUUUUACUCAUCCUUUUUGUGUUAAUUGAAAGAAGUAUGGCCUUCUCUUUGAUACUCCAGCUGCUAAAGAGUGCUGAGAUGCGUUAAAGUUAACCUGCCAACAAUAGUGCUGCCAUGUAGAAGAAAUUGAAGGAAAACUAUGGAUGUAAAGCUUGUUUCUGUCUUAUUACACUGGACUUUCCCUCAUUCCCCCAAUAAGGCAUCAGUUAUGGAAUAAAUUAAAGACAGAAUCAGAACACUUACCAGAUGCUGUUUCAUGGCUCUUUUAAGUUCAUGGAUCAAAUGCAGGUGACUAACCUUUUGGCACAUUUUCUUAGGUCUUAUUUUCUGACUUAUUAGAUCAGCCUUAUCUUAUAUAAUUUCUACUAUCUGUCAUACUUAGCAUGGAAUUUUUUAUGAUUAAUGCAAAUCACCACAGGAACUGAGAGUAAUUAUAAUAACAUAGUUAACUGGAUAGUAGAAUCAGGGAGACACUCAGUAAACACAUUUUACCUAGACUCUUAUGCAAGGGUACAUGCUAGGUGACUUUAUUCAGAUUAAGGUACAGAAGGAAUCACAUCAUGAUUUUUAGUCUGGUGGAUGUAUACAUAGAUGGAUUUGAGCAAGUGCCUUGUGUUUCCUGGAAAAAAAUUAAAACUCAUUUGGGUGAAAGCUCAAAAGAUAAUUACACUUCUGCCUUUUCCUUGGAAUAACUUGGAUUGGGUCAUAUAAAAGUCCAAAAUUUCCUUGAUUUACCUUCUUUUUUUUUUUAUGUGUAAAACUAUUCAUAGAUUUGAUUCUCUUUCAAUAUUACAUAUGUUUGAAAAGCCAGUUUUCUGGCAAAUCUAAUUCUUUCUUGAAUGUUCCAUUUUUAAUGUCAGAUUACUUCCUCAAAUCUUGUUACUGUAGUUUAUUUAUUUCUUUGUCAGGUGUGUUCACAAACAGACCAGUUUAUCAGUUAGUUGAGAAAAAAUUCCCAUUUCUUCUUAAGGUACCCAGUAAAUUACCUUUAUUUUGAGAUGGUAGUCUUUCAAGUUAGUAUUACUAGUUCUCUCAGUGAAUAUACAGAUGUCUCAUCUCUAUCAUAAGGAGCUCAUCUGAGCCUCCUAUGGCAUAUUUACAUUUUGUUCUGAAUCAUAGAGGAACAUGAACAUUUUAGUUUUUUGAGUGCCCAGAAUUUUAAAGAUUUGAUUCUGUUUUAAGUUACCUGCCAUUAUGAGAUAUAUUGUGGUUUUUUUCAUUGUCCUCACCUUCCCCAAAUGUUUUUCACUGUUUUUUUUAAAUUAUAUGAUGACCUGUAGAUUUACACAGUGACACGUACUAAGGACAUUUAAGAAGGCAAACAAUUUUAAUUAUUUUUGCUGUAAUUUCAUUGGAGAAAUGGACUGUCAAAGAAAGAGUUAUAGACCAGAAAGCAUUUAAGAAAUUUUGUAAGUGGUCAUUAAGGUGAUCAAAUUUUUAUUCACUUCCCUAUAACUCAGCACUUUUAUUGUUCCUUGUACUGCUUAUGAGGAUUAUUGUUUUAGUUUGCUUUAUUUGUGUCUUUCCGGGAGUUAUCAUAAUCAUGUUAGUUACAUUUGUGGUACCAUAUAUGCUGGAAUUCAUGGGAAACUUAUCAAACAGUUUCAUGAGUAUUAUUUCUCAUUAAAUUGGGUAGCUGUCACAAUACUUAAAGAAAAUUAAUGGCUUUUUUGAAGGCCAUGUAUGUCUUAUGAAUUACAUUCAUAUUAUUUUAAUUUAAAGGCAAAGAGAAGCAUUCUUAUUUGCCUUACAUGACCAUCAGUCUUUGUUGUGCAGAAGAGAACUGAUUGUGUUAUACUACAUAUAGUGAGAAUAAGUCAUAUUCUGAAAGAAAAACUGGAAU